GGGGUAUUGGAACACUGACGUCAAUAGACUUCAUGUGAGGACCAUCUUGCUUUGCUGAGCUGAACCAUCCUGUAGUUGUAGUACUAAAGCGAAACGCUUUGGUGAAGUGAUAGUGUAAAAUUGUGUUGGUGUUUUAUCCACGUUCUUGUGGAUCUGAGACAUUAUCCUGACAAUUGCAUUUUCAAUGUGUAUGGCUAAAGAGUAUUUUGGUGAGACAGUGCUCGCAUACAUGGAGUUCCAUUUGGAUAGCGCAGAAUAUUGCCAAGCUCAACACAAAUAAAUUACUAAUAAAAAGAGGCAUACCGACUGCCGUCGAAUUAGUCAUUUUCAUCACAGCUAACUAGAUAUUGAAUUUGACCUCAUCCUUCAAGACGCCAAAUUAGUACAUCAUAUGUCAUUCUGAGUUUCUCAUCCGUCAAACUGCACUAAAAACUUUUGUUGCGUUCUUCCUUUCAAUUGCUAAGCAUAUCAACCUAGUGUAAAUAAAUUGCAAUUGUAAACAAUUGAAAAAACAGUAACUUUCUUUAAAAAGACUGAUCUUUUAACUAGUUUUUAUUUUUAAAUAUAUAUUUGGAGAUCAUCAAGUCGGUCUUCUAAAAAUUGUGUGAUAUUUAAAGAAAAGUCGUGUACGUCGGGGCAUGAAUCAUAAUUCUCAAGGACAAGGAAUCCCUGUAGCCAUGCGUCAGAAAGAUCUUAGACCUGCUGCAGCAGAAAUUGAAUACAAAGGAUUCAAAUUCCUCAUCACCGAUAGACCUGCUGAUCAGACCAUCGUGGGUUACAUCCAGGAGCUGAAAAAACACCGGGUAACGGCCGUUGUGAGAGUGUGCGAACCGUCGUACAAAGUGGAGGAGCUAAACAACCAGAAUAUUGAAGUCUUCGACCUAGGCUACGACGACGGCACCUUUCCGCCAACUAAAAUAGUCGAUGAAUGGUUCAAGAUUCUUAAAAAACAGUUCAAUGACAAUCCCGAUUGCUGCGUAGCCGUUCAUUGCAUCGCUGGCCUGGGAAGAGCUCCUGUCAUGGUGGCUCUGGCUCUUAUUGAGCUCGGACUUAAAUAUGAGGAGGCUGUCGAGUUGAUUAGAGAAAAAAGGAGAGGUGCAAUAAAUGCCAAACAACUAGCAUUUCUGGAGAAAUACCGUCCCAAAUCCAGACUAAAAUCCAAGAAUGGCCACAAGAACUCUUGCUGCGUUCAGUAAAUAAUAUCUCUCUUAAUAUGUGUUCAAAUAGCGACAGGGCACUUACUAAAAUAAUUAUUUCGGUCUCAUGAGAGUUAAAUAUACGUAAUGCUUAUUUUAAAAUAAAAUAUAAAUAAUCAUAAUUGAGCUGAAACAAGUUGUUCACAAAUUAGAAGCUUAACCUGUCUGGAUCCCCCUGAUCCUAUAACCUAUGUGAUUUUUUUAGCUGGAUCUUGUUCCAAUAUUUUCUUAAUUUUUACUUAACAUCUCCAUAGCACCAACAACGCACUAAGUAGGUCCAUUAUUGAGCAAUUUUUUAUUGUCCAUGAAUUGACCCUAAAAAAUAAUAAGAUAAGCCAAGCUUUUCGUUUAUUUAUUUUUUUUACCUGCAUUGGUGAUGAUUCUGUGGAAGAUUUCCUGCAGUUGACUUAUUCAAUUGUAUUGUCUAAUAUCUCACAUUGCAGAUAUUUCUUCUUUCAGUGUUACUGUAGUAAACUGAAAAUUUAAUCAUCUCUGUAUUCACUUUCAUCAUUAGAUCAAAGGGUUUGCUAUAAUUAGUAAAGCACAGUCAAUUCCCUAGUUACACGUCCCGUUUACUACAGCUGUAGUAAACUCACUUUCAGUACAAUAUAUCUACGAAGCGUAAGAAGGUUAAAAUAUGUGAAAGUCAGUCGCAAUAUAAAGUUUCUUAUAUCAAGUGAAUAUAUUUAAAAAGAGAAACACACGACAAGAUAAAUGUACGUAGAUAUUGUACAAGAAUCCUAUUCGUACUAGCUUUCAACUGAGGUUUUCUCAUAUUGCUUACCACAAAAAUGAAAUGUGUACAUACAAUCAAACUUAUAUAGAAUCAUCUGAUAUUUCUUAUUAUUUCAAGCGAGUUUUAAAAAACCAACAUACGAAGUCAAACAAUAUUUAUUUUAAAGCAAUUUAAUCCCCAAUACAUAAAAAUAAAUAAAAGAACAAAGUCUUGUAAUAACAAAUUGAAACUAGUAUAAGUCAGUGUUACCACCCUUAGCCCUUAUGCAAAGUUCAAUUGGCGUGAACACGCUCCUAGUCAAAUUGACAACAUUUUGUUCUUGUAGGUUGUUCCAUUCUUCAAGAGCAGCUUGUACUGGCCGUGCGGUAUUUUAUAGACUAUCCCGGCGAGCUCUAAUUUUUCUUUUAAGGUACUAGUACACUUUAGAAGGCCAAAAAUAAGCAUUUUUUCAAGAUUUUUUUUCUCAGAACCUUUAUUAAAAAUGAACAAAAAACUUUUUACAUGUUAAUAUCUAACUCUUAGAAAAUACAAAAAAAUAUAUCUUUUUUCAUUUAUGCACGUACACUAAUAUUAUAGAGGGCGCCAAAGUCGAGGCCUCCAAAAAAAGUAGUUCCGAUGGCGGACAGUUAAUAUCAGGAUUGGGAUCUCUGAAACCAAAAAAUCAUGCAGCAUUUGAAAAAGGAUGGUUUCUUACGUGACAAUUUACCACCGUUAGUGAAAAAUUCGGCAAAAAAUAAAUUUUACGGAAAUUUGAAAAAUUUUGUGAAAAAAUCGCCGGUUUUUCUUUAGUUUUUCAUGGUUAAAAAAUAUUUAUUUUUUAUUUUUUAGUCAAAUUGUGGUAAAUUGUCACGUAAGAAACCUUCCUUUUUCAAACGCAGUACGAUUUUUUUGUUUCAGAUAUCCCAAUCCUGAGAUUAACUGUCCGCCAUCAUUUUUCGAGGCCUCGACUUUUGCGCCCUCUAAAAUAUUAGUGUACGUGCAUAAAUGAAAAAAUAUAUACUUUUUGUACUCUCUAAGAGUUAGAUAUUAAUAUGUAAUAAAUUUUAGGUUCAUUUUUAAUUAAGGUUCUGAGAAAAAAAUUCUUGAAAAAAAUUAUUAUUUUUGGUCUUCUAAAGUGUACUAGUACCUUAAGCGUAUCCCACAAAUGCUGUAUAGGGUUAAGGUCGGGUGAGCAAUCAGGCCACUCCAUAACAGUGAUAGCUUCUGCUUCAAGAAAGUGUGUAGUCAAUCUGCUGGUAUAUGGAGGUGCAGUAUCAUGCAUGAAAAUUAAAUUUUCUCGAUUGCUCCUCUCCAGAACCUAACUAUAUGUUCGAGAACCAAAUCACCAUACCUGCGAGUUGUUAAAAUUGAUUGGAUGAAAAUUAAAUUUUUUUACAGAUCAUAAUACCGUCCCAGAAUAUGACACUUCCUCAUUUAUAUGUGUGGACAGAUCUGGUAGUCUCCGUCCUUUCUGGUCUUCCACAUAUUCGAAAUCUUGGGCACGAAUCCUUUUUUAUUGUUUUCACUGAAACACUUACCCCUGUAUCUUCCAAAAACUGCCUUUGGUGCUGUAGAUGAGAAAUUGUUGGGUCUCUUUUAGCUUAGCUGUUUGGACAAUGAAACGAUCUUGGUGAGCCGUUGUUGCUUUUUGGCAACAUUUGCAAAAAUCUUUAUUAUUCGCAACAGUAACAAGCAGGCGCGGAUCUAGAAAUUCAUAAUAGGGGGGUCAAACUUACCUCCAAUAUUAUAUUUUCUAAAUUUAGCCAUACCUACGACUCACACUUACUCUAACGAUAAAAUACACUAUAUUUAUAAUCCCAGAUACCUACAGUAUCAAAAAGAUUGAGCUCUGAUGGGAUUCUUUCCGUAUUAUCAAGCCGUAGUUGCAAGUAAAAUAAAACGGAAGUAUCAUAAAUACAUUUAAUAUUAAAUCAUUAUUAAUAUACAUAAUUUUAAAUAUGAAGUGACAAAUAUCUUUAUCUAAGGUCGGGAAUAAUAUAACAAUAAAGACAAAUAUAUUAAUAUAAUGGUUUCUACAAGUUGUGAAUAAAGUAACUAUAAACCAGAUUUACGGAAAGCAAUACAUACCCUACUAAACACAAUUUGUGAUACUGGGAACAACUUGGUUUAACAAUACACAUAAAGAAAACAAAACUAAGUUAUCCUAGUUUAUCUAAGAAAACUUACGGUUAUCAGUAAGAAAUGUGAAGUCAUAACAAGAAUCCAGAUAAAGAAUGAAGAUAUUGAACAAAUGGACAAAAUGAAAUACUUAGGAGUCUGGAUUAAGGAAAAUCUAAAUAUGCAAUCAAAUUUAAUCAAGAAUAGACCAAUCAAAAGCAGCCUUUUUGAAGAUAAGGAAAUUACUAAGUAUGAGUAACCAAAAACUCAAAUUGCAACUCCUAUAUCGAGUGGUAAAAUGUCCACUCUACUCUAUUCUUCUUUUAAGGUACUGAAGCUUGGACUGCUAAUGUUGACAUAAUUAUAAAGUUGGAGACUUUUGAGAUUUGAGAUGUGUUUUCUUAGAAAAAUUUUGAAAAUACCAUGGACUGAUCAUAUUACGAACGAAAUGGUGUUGCAAAAACCGGAGGAGACAGAGAACCUUUGACCACCAUUAAAAGGAGGAAAACAGCAUAUUUUGGGCACAUACUUAGAAAUGAUAAAUACGAUUUGUUAUAGCUAAUUAUGAAGGGUAGCAUAGAAGGAAAAAUGGGUCCUAGCAGACGACAAAUGUCCUGGCUAAAAACAUUCGCGGCUGGACCGGGUUUAACACACAGGCGCUUUUAAGAAAAGCAGAAGAUAGAGACGAAUUUGGAAUUCGUCAAAUGAUGGCAUAAAUGAAUAUUAUGUACGUUAGAAUGGUACAAAAACAAUGAAUUAACCUUGAAUGACAGAAUAAUAAUGAUAUCUAAUAAAAACAGAUUCGCACAAAAUGCAGUUAAUAAAAUGUAAUGCAAUAAAAUAAAUAUAAAUAUACAAUUAUACAAUACAGUUUAUGAACUGCAUUAUGUCGGUUUGAAUAUUUCGUUUGGACAUAUUCACUAUUAAUAAUUAUUAGUCAACGCUAGCAAACACAAUUCACGACUAUUAAUCUCACUGGUCACUUUUUUCCAACUGGAGGUGUAAAGAUUAUCGUUUCUACCGUCAAUGAGUAGGUAAGCGCCCCUGGAUUAUCUAAUAAAAUCCAAAUUUUUAUAUCUUUAUUAUACCUACCGCAAAUUUGAAACGUGACUUUUCAUGAGGUAAGGUUUAUACCCAGUGUAAUGUAUUUGCAUUUUAAGAUAUCAUUUCUGUUAUUCUUUGAAUUGAGAAAAAUAUUUCAGUUGUUUAUGGCUCCAUCGGUACCCAAACAAAUGCGGCUUCAAUUUAUUUUUCAGAAAAGGCUGGUUUUAUUAGAUUUUAUUGCUUCUUUCAAUAAUUCUUUGGAAGUGGUUGUCGUUUAAUUUUAGUGUUCUACUGGUGGCUUAAAGUUUAGAGUUGACAGAAAAAAAUAAUAAAUAAUAAAAAAAUUCUUAUAGACUAAAUACAAUAGGGGGGUCUAUAGACCCCUUGACCCUCCCCUGUAUCCGCGCCUGGUAACAAGUUUUUUUCAAAAGAAAUAAAUAUUGGUUUGAAAUACAUGGUGAUUCCAUAUAAGUUUGAUUGUGUAUAUUAUGUACCCACGGUUUUAUCUUAAGAAAAUGUAACCAGAUCAGGAUAAGCGCCUUUCGUGUGAACGGUAGAAAGUCUUCAUUUAUUUAACAUCAUAAAAACUUUGUGUUCUUGUGUUUGAGCUUUUGAUUAAACAUUGUGAUUUUUUCGUUCAAUUUAUCAAUUGCUAAAAGUUAUUAGAUCCCUUGUAUCGUCCAGUUGUCUGCAAACUAUGUACUUACCGAAACAACACAUUUCAUUGUUUUCAUAUUUUAUAGGAUUUAACAGAUCUCCUAACUUUUAGCUGAUGAUAAACAAUAUUUAGCAUAUAUUUUUUUAGUAGCUAAAUUUUUCUUAUUUUGGAAAAAAAUAAAUGUAUUAAUCAAUGUUGAGAAAAUGUAACGUGUAUUCAACUACUACUUACUACUUAAUUCAUCAACUACAUAUCCCACAAAAAUGAUCGAAUCUCACCAUUUUGUAACUUACUAAUAGGAAGAGAUAUGUAUUUAGGCCUAAGCAACCCAAUACAAUGUAUUUUUACCUUUUUUAAUCAAAUUCCUUUAUUAUAUAUAAGAUAAUUAUAAACUCUACGUAUGGGCCGGCGUAGUUCAGCGGUAGGAUGUCUGACUCGCUUGCUGGUAGACCUGGGUUCGAGACCCAGCGCCGGCAAGAACAACUAGACAUUUUUAAAUAGGCCCCAGGUCGACUCAGCCUGAAUAAAAUGAGUUCCUUGGCUAAAACCAGGGGUAAUAAUAGGCGGUUGAAGCGUAGCACUGGCCCUGUUAUCUUUCUUGUAUACCGUAGCCCUAGAGAUGACAGCCUGCUAUAAUCCUAAAGUCGCAUAUGCGGUAUAAAACGGGGAAACUAUUCUAUAAAUUCUAUGUUUUAUUAACAAAUUUAAAGUGGUACUAAUCCACAUCUGUGAUAGUCAUGGUCUUUUGACUGUGUUCAAAAAGUCUUAAAUUAUAUUUCUUAGUUGCAAACUAGUUCCAAGAAUAACUACAAUGAUUAUUUACAGAUUUGCCUAAAGAUAUACAGAUUCUAAUUGUUCGAUAGUUCCAUCAUUUCAUUAAUCAUAAUUAAAAACCUAUAAUGAAUCUUCAAAGCAAAACUAUACUACAAAUAUCUCAAAUGUAACUUUGACAUUUAGCAACGUUCUGCGACAUAAAUGCAAGAAAUUCGAUAAUUUUUGUGUGGUGUUAAUUUUAAAGUUGUUAUAACUUUCUUCCAAAGUUAUUUAGUGAUGAUUUUGACAAGUAUAACUACUAUAUCAUAUUUAGUUUUUUCUGAUUCGUCUACUAUGUUAUUAAAGCAGCUUCUGUUUAUCUGUAUUCGUUACAAAAAACUCUGGAUUUAGUACUAAAGAACACUAAACCACGUUUGGUUUAUUUUUGAAUUAGUAUUGUUUGGUACUAAAUUCCGAUGGUUCACAUAAUACUGCUACUAAAAUUGUAAAUUAUAUUUUAUAAGUACAUUACAGUCAUUGAUCACAUUAACAUUCACUUUUUUAUUGUAGAUUUCUGGACAAAUAUAUUUUAUUAUUAUCAGUA
Molecule: messenger RNA, 7088 nt
Organism: Diabrotica virgifera virgifera (western corn rootworm)
Lineage: Eukaryota; Metazoa; Arthropoda; Insecta; Coleoptera; Chrysomelidae
Product: PRL-1 phosphatase
Exons: 4
Coding region: 639-1196 (185 amino acids)
Biological process (GO): protein dephosphorylation
Cellular component (GO): nucleus
Molecular function (GO): phosphatase activity
Source: RefSeq, a predicted model, not a curated record